This is a messenger RNA of Xyrauchen texanus (razorback sucker), 2954 nucleotides long. RefSeq names its product potassium voltage-gated channel subfamily V member 2-like. Gene Ontology annotation, molecular function: delayed rectifier potassium channel activity. Lineage: Eukaryota; Metazoa; Chordata; Actinopteri; Cypriniformes; Catostomidae. Gene Ontology annotation, biological process: potassium ion transmembrane transport; protein homooligomerization. The coding region runs from base 246 to 1856 and encodes 536 amino acids. Gene Ontology annotation, cellular component: membrane; voltage-gated potassium channel complex. The transcript has 2 exons. The record is from RefSeq and is a predicted model, not a curated record.
UAUAUUGCAAACUAUUAAAAGCUUGAAGCAGUGGAAGAUGUUUUCUCAAUCUGUCUGGAAAUGUACUUGAAGCUGCAAUCCUAAGGAUAUUUUCAAGAAUGAGUACACUUUAAAUGUAAUAGUUCUUUUGUUUGUUUGUGUGUUUUUUUUUUCUUCAGCUUUCAGUGACAAGACAGCAUAUCUUCCUGUCAUUUACAUUUAAGUUUUCUACCCUUUUUCCUUUUCUUUUUUAAAUAACUGUUAUAAUGGAUAAACCUAGAAGACAUCUUAAAAAACUGAAAAAGAGACGAUCAAGUCUUUUUGCAAGUGUCAAACUUAAUGACAGUUUUUCACAGAGCAUAGAGGAGGAAGAGUGUGCCUUUCCUUUUUCACAGGACAGCUCUGUGAAACCAUGGACGUCGAUGGACAACCUCGAUACACCAUCACCUCAAUCAAGAGACACAAGAGAUCAAAUAAAGUGCGAGAAUGAAGGACUCAAGGUUCCACACCGGCAUUCAACAGUGAUCAACGUUAAUGUAGGUGGUAAACUCUUCACCAUUCCCAAGCACCUGGCUAUCAGAUACCCCCGAACCCGAAUAGGUACCUUAGCCCUGUGCAAAGAUCCCGUCAAGCAGCUAACACUCUGCGAUGACUACUGUGUGCUAACUAAUGAGUUCUUUUUUGACCGAGAUCCUACUUUCUUCCACUACAUCUUCCACUUCUACUGUAGCAAUGUGCUAUGGGUAAUGGAGAGUCUGUGUCCCAUCAAUUUUGAGGAGGAGAUGAAGUUUUGGGGUCUACACUUGAGGGAUACACCCCGCUGUUGCCGCAUUCUUUAUGAGGAGAAAGUAGAUGAGAUAAGAGACCAGCUAAAAGUGAACAGGGAACUUAUGGCUGAAAUAGAGCCUAUGCACAAUGAGGAUGGUUUCAAGAAAAUGAUUUUGGGGGGUGUUCGAAAGACAUUAUGGGACCUGAUGGAGAACCCGUACUCUUCGUUGGCCGCUAAGUCAUUUGCUGUUUUCUCCAGCCUCUUUGUCCUCAUUUCCAUUGUAGCAAUGACUCUAAAUACUGUGAAUGAAUUGAAAGAUUAUAAGGUCUUUGGAAGAACCUAUAUGGAGUGUGUUGAAAUCACUUCAAUUCUCUUCUUUACCUUUGAGUAUUUCCUUCGCCUACUGACUACGUGCAAUGUCAUGCAUUUUUUAAAGAGUGCACUUAAUUUUGUAGACUUAGUGGCUGUCAUGCCUUACUUUAUCCAGCUGUUAUUUGAGGCUUUUGCUAACCAAGAAGAUCUCAGUGUCCAAGAUGACUUGAAGACAAUGGCGAGAGUUAGCAAAGUCAGCAAAGUGCUUAAAGUUGUCAAACUCAUGCGAAUCUUUCGGAUUCUGAAACUGGCAAGGCAUUCAACAGGCAUGCGGGCAUUUGGCUUCACUCUUCGUCAGUGUUUUGAACAGGUCUGCUGCCUGUUUCUGUUCAUUAUCAUGGGCAUCUUCACAUUCUCUGCCCUAAUGUACUCAGUGGAACAGGAUGUUGCUGGAAGCCCCUUCAGCAGUAUUCCAGAUGCCUGGUGGUGGGCAGCGGUGAGCAUCUCCACUGUAGGCUAUGGAGAUGUGGUACCCAUCUCUUACUCUGGUCGAGUGGUGGCCUUUGGGUGCAUAUCUUUUGGCAUUAUUUUGAAUGGAAUGCCAAUCUCCAUCCUGUUUAACAAAUUUUCUGACUACUAUGCCAAGCUGAAGGCUCAGGAGUGCACUAACACUACUGGUCGACAGGCUGUGCACUUCAAGAAAAGAUUGCGAAGGAAAUUUGAAAAUUGCUUUGAGCCAACAUCUGAGGAAUCUGAUGAGGACAACAGACAUCACGUCGGCCAGUGUCAGCACUGAACAUCCUUGCCACUUUCCUGCCUUCAUUGUCCUUGAACAGAGAGCAGGUUCUCAGCCUGCCUUGAAUUAAAUAGGGACUUUAGAGAUGGGAGAACGCCAGGUUAAAGGAAGUGAAGCAAUUAGCUUUAAGAUGGCUUAAAAUGGCAUGUCCAAGAGGAUCUUUUGCGAAACAACUUGUGCUGAUUUUGUGUCUUUAAUGUAAUUUGUUGAUUUAUAUGUUAAUUUCAGAGCUAACAAAAGGAUUCAAAUAAAUUGUCAUUGCAACCUAAGAUUUAGAUAUUUUUCUCACUUGCCUUCCUCAAUUUAAACAUACAGGUAAGUGAGUUCUGAGGAUAGGACUAAGUUCCUGGGUCAGAAAUUAACAAAAAUAGAUCUCAAAGUGACAGAGAAGAGUCUGUUGGUAAUUAAUUUGAAAUGUUAUAAAUAAUUUGAUAUAUUUUGAAAUAUUCCUUUAGGCGUAUCUAGUUAUGGGUUCAGUGCAAACACAGACAACUUGGCCGGUAGCUGUCAGAUGUAUUCAGUAGAUUGUUAAAUGUAUAAGCAAUAUGAUGUGGGUUUUCAUGUUAAAAUACAACAACCAACUCUGAAAACACUGAAUGUGAAGGAAAUACUUCAAACAGCUUCAAAACUUGACUACAUUAAAAUCACUUUCUGUAUUUUAUUUCAGAACCUUGUUAGGCUCCAUUCUAUGUGGGUGGCUAUGGAUCAGGUGGUAGAGCGGGUUGACCACUAAUCACAGGUUUGAUUCCUGUCCCACACGACUCCACGUGCCAAAGUGUCCUUAUGCAAGACACUGAACCCCAAGUUGCUCCCAAUGUCAGGCUAGCUGCCUUGCAUGGCAGCUCUGCUGUCAUUGGUGUGUGAAUGGGUGAAUGAGACACAGCGUAAAGUGAUUUGAAUACCUCUAAGGUUAAAAAGGCGCUAUAUAAGUGCACCAUUUACUAUUUUGUGCAAUUGGAGACCAUGAUGAGAAAAUAACUUGUAUCUUUUUUCUUUGCACACCUUAUCAUAUACAACCCACAAAAGAGGGUUAAUUUACUACAACAAAUAGACAUUUUAGCUUGAUUCAUUUGAAUAUUAGAUUUGAAUAAUCUUACA